AAUGUCCCUUAUAUUAAGUCAAAUCAAUAAGGAUAAUGUAAAAGUUGGUAAAGGAUGUUGUAUAGCUUUGGGAGUACAAAUAAUAUCAGAAAUAGGUGAAAUCAUUAUAGGAGAUUAUACUAUAAUAGAAGAAGGAUGCAUCAUAAGAAAUAAUCAUUUUAAGAAAAUGUUGAUAGGUUCUUAUAAUGUAUUUGAAAUUGGAUGCAAGGUUGAAAAUACUAAUAUUGGUGAUUGCAAUGUAUUUGAAAUGAGAUGUAUAAUUAUAUUAUAAAUAUAAGGUAUGAUUGAAAGUGGUUGUACCAUUGAAAAUAAUUGUAGAUUCGGUAUUAAUUCUAGAGUUCCACCAAAACAGAAUUUCCCUAAUUUCUCUAGAGUUUAUUACCCAUUUAAUGUUUUAAAAGUGCCACCAUAUGAUUCAUCAUAACAUAAAGAAGAAAUAACAGAAUUAUGUGCUGCAUUAUUUUAAAUUGGAUCAAAGAAAUGA
Messenger RNA from Paramecium pentaurelia, 484 nucleotides. The record is from the annotation of a GenBank genome assembly. Lineage: Eukaryota; Ciliophora; Oligohymenophorea; Peniculida; Parameciidae.